GCCGCUGCGGGAGCCAUGUUGUUAUUGCCCGUGAAGUGCUAAACUAGCUCCUGGGAAAGAAGCGAGGUGGAGGUAGGGGGGCAUCAGACAGCGAGUUUAGUCUGUAUCAACGGAAGGAGUAACAAGUGGCUUGGAAGUUUCAGCCAGAAGCUUAAAUUGGGUAGGUAAAGAAAGAUGGUGGAUCGCUUGGCUAACAGCGAAGCAAACUCUAAGCGCAUUGCACUAGUGGAAGGCUGCUUUGGGACAGCCGGCCAGCCCCUGGCCAUUCCCGGCCGCGUCCUUAUCGGAGAGGGAGUUCUGACGAAACUCUGCCGGAAGAAGCCCAAAGCCAGGCAGUUUUUCCUCUUCAACGACAUCCUGGUGUACGGGAACAUCGUGAUCCAGAAGAAGAAGUACAACAAGCAGCACAUCAUCCCGCUGGAAAACGUCACGAUCGACUCCAUCGAGGACGAAGGAGACCUGCGCAACGGCUGGCUCAUAAAGACCCCCACCAAGUCGUUCGCGGUCUACGCCGCCACGGCCACGGAGAAGUCGGAGUGGAUGAACCACAUCAACAAGUGCGUGUCGGACUUGCUGGAGAAGAGCGGGAAGUCCCCCAGCAGCGAGCACGCGGCCGUGUGGGUGCCCGACUCGGAGGCCACGGUCUGCAUGCGCUGCCAGAAGAUCAAGUUCACGCCCGUGAGCCGCCGGCACCACUGCCGCAAGUGCGGCUUCGUGGUGUGCGGGCCCUGCUCGGAGAAGAAGUUCCUGCUGCCCAGCCAGUCCUCGAAGCCCGUGCGGGUCUGCGAGUUCUGCUACGAGCAGCUGGCGGGCGGGCAGGCCGCGAGCCUACCCGCCAGGUCGGACUCCUACAGCCGCUCCUCCAAGUUCCCCGCCCCCAGCGUUUCGGACGACGACGACGAAGACGACAGCAGUGACUGAAAACGGCGACUUCCUUUGUAAUAUUUAGGAUAUUCAUAUAGGAUUUUCUGCAGGGCUUGUAAUUAGCAAGUGCUGGGUUGCAGGGCUUUCCUAGUGAUGGUGCUCCAAAAUUCCGAUGUCUUCUUGCUCACGGGAAAUUUGUGGAAGGCGCUUUUUCUGUGCGUAGGGCUGACUUCCUGAAAAAUUCACAGACGUGUUAGAAGGUGAGAGGGGUGUUAGCAUUUCUGGCUUACUACAGACCUGAGACUGUUUCUAGAGAUUAACAAAGGAUUCUCUUCUGAAUGCCACUGGUUUAUCCUGCUCCUUACUUGGUGUGAAUUUUCUAAUUUACCUCAAAAUCCAUGGGAGAGGUAGACGUGACAGACGUGCCCCCAAAGAAUUCCUAUUGCUGAUUUCAAGCUCUGAGUGGAGCUGCUUUUGGGGAAAGAUGUUUGCUUUGAAAUGCUUCAGUUAUUUUAUUUUUUUCUUAGCCAUAUUUUUCUACCAAUGAACCUUAAAUAAAGCACGUGCCUCAAUGCUGGCUUUUCUGCAGGGAUAUGAACUUUAGUAACUUGUUUUUUGCAGACUGUACAUAUUUCUACUGUAAGGCUAUCAGGUAAACAAGUGGUGCAUUUUGCUAUGUAUAUGUUUUUUUACCCUUUAUUUUCCUUCCUGCCUUUUAUUUGUCGAACUGUGAUUCCUUCAGACAAAACCCUCAGUCCAUGAAAGUAAUCAAAUAUGCAAAGAAAAGCAGUUGCAGGUAAACCAACUUUUUUUUGAGAUAACAGGCUACUUUAGGCAUAUGAAUUUCUCUUUUUGGAUUUCUUGCUUAUGACAAAUCAAAUGGAGGCUUUUACAUUUUUAUUUGGAAAUUCUAAAGUUGUAUUUUUAUGUAAAGUUCUCUUUUAAGUCAUUAAUGCUGGUAAAAAAAAAAGUUCUCAAUGCCUUAUAUACCACACGCUGCCUUUUCAAGAUGCGUAUAGCACAAUAAAAAAAAAAUAUUUGAAUGAUUAAUACAUAAUUUUGAGUUUGGCGGCGAGGUACUAGGUUUUUUAAAUUAGAAUUUUGCAUUUGUAAGAGAACUGUAGACAUGGUCCACAUCACAAAUAGAUUUAAAACUUGUCCAUACUCUGGAAAGGCAGUUUAGUUCGCAGUCAGUGUCAGUUUAUGGGUGGUUGUUGCACAGCAUACUUUUAUUAAAUAUAUUUUUACAAAAGUCUAUAUUAAAAUGUAUCUAGCAAACCUUAAUUAAGGAAUAAUAGUUGUCCUAGUAGGACAAUGUGAAAUCUUACAAAAAUGCCAUCUUUCUCUCAAGGUGUUUAGCUUAGUUUCUGUUUGACUUUCAAAGUGAAGGCGCAGCAGAAAAUUUGUUGAUAGGAUCUAAAUGUUAUCCAAUUAGAAGCUUUGCAGUGAAUUGGUUUUACAUGCCUCUUUUGACACAACAUACAGAGCAUUUGCAUACCUGUCAUGUUAGAUCUUGUUGCAAAUCCAACUGUUUGUAACUAGUUGAUGCCAUGCACAUGUUCCUGAGACCAUUUGCCAUGGUAGAUAAAGAAAGGUGAUGUAUAUGUGACUGAGGCCCUUGGGGGUAACUGUAACACCAAAUACCUUCAGCCUGAUAAACAUUUAGUUAAAAGCAGCUUGAUCUAAUAUAUCCAAAGACAAUGUGAACGAGUCGCAGAACUAUUAGUGUUACCCUGGCUUAAUUCACUGCAGAUAGUGUUGCACAAAGCCAGCCACUUGUAGAAGUCUGAGAUAUCUGGGGCGCAUUCUAAAACAGCAAAACGGGGAGAAAAAAGCUAAAAGGAGAGACAGUGUGUAGUAGAAACAUCCAGAAGUGGCACCAGUUUUCUUCUUUUUCUUCAAAAGAUGAGCUAAACAUUCUGUAAAAGAAGGACUCGUUUGCCGAUUCAGCAAAAUGACGUAAACGUUCCUGGAAAUGCUAACAAAACUAUAAUAGUUGUCUUCGUUUAAAUUAACCAGUGAAGCUGCUAGGCCAGUGUUUCCCUUUUUCUGUACUACAAUGAUGAUGAUACUAAUAGGUGUGACACUAUGUAACUGUAGGUUAUUCCCCCUGUAUCAGAUGCAAUACAUUUUUACAGGGAAUGACUUGCAAAUAGAAUUGGUCCUCUGUAAAGUUUUUAUUUUACACACAUUGGUCAUUUUAAAGAGUUCAACAAAGGUUGUCUGAUGUAAGAUAAAAGAUGAGCUCAUAUGGUAGAGCUUACUAGCUCUGGGAUCUGCGAGGGCUUGAAUCAUGAAACAGUCGACGUAGCAUCUCAGAAUUCUUGUAGUAAAUUACUCAGUGCCUUGUCCAUUGCUGGAGUAAUUCGUUGUUUUUAAAAGUUAAUGUUUAAUUAAUUGAACAAAUAGCUGUUUUUUCAAUGAAAAAAAAUCCACCUUUUGGGUGUAUUCCAUGGAGGGUGUUAGUGCAGCAUUUUAUUUUUCUUGAUUUAAAAUCCUUACAUCAAGUUCUUAAGUGUCACAGGUGUGUUUUUGUUCUCCCGAAGACAUGCAUUUAUCACAGUGUGUUAAAAUUAGGUUUAGAGCAAGCUGUUUUUUAAGUUACUGUUUAGUGUCUUUUUUCCUAGCUAAUAAGUUUAAAUGGAAAAUGUGUGGCACAUUUCUUUUCUUCUGUCAGCUUGUAGGGAAGCACAAGGCUACAGUUAUUGCUGAAAGCUGUUUGCAAGGGGUGUACGUAUUUCAUCUGCUGCUUAUGUAAGCUUGCACAGUGCUUGCAGUGUUUUAUUGUCCCUGUGAGAUGAUGAAGGUUGCUUUGCCUUUGUUGCUGCUGGAGCAAGUUCAGUUCUGUACCAAUCCCAGUCCUUUAUGACUUCUCUGAUAAGGACCAUUCUUUAUCUGAGAAGUCAACUGCUAUGCACCGGAAUGACCUGAGAAAGCAAUCUGCACCAAAUAAAAUCUUACACAUAAAUCUGAGAGGAUUUGAAACAACUUUGGAAAAAUGUUUUGAAGUGUUAUUUGUAAACUUCCACUGAGUUUUUUUUAAUGUAACCCGUGCUUUGUUCAAUAGAUGGUUCUUUUUCUUUGUCAUUGUAAUUCUUGUUUAAAACACUUUUGGAAGGGCUGAUUGUAACCCAGCAUAUUCUUGUUAGUUACUAAUAAUCUGAGAAAAAAAAUAUAUUGUAUUGUUUAUGUGAUACGCAUCUUUUUAUUCAUUGCACCUGCAAUUGCAUUUUACAUAGCCAUCUGAUGCAGAUAAUGAUCUGAGCGGGACUAGGGUGUAGGGCCCAAACAAAUACACGGAAGAAUGUUAGCUUUCCAUGUCUGUUUCUUAAAAAGAAUUUUCACUCCCCUGUGAGUCCCAAGAAGCUCACUUCAAUAAUCUGAAGAAGCAAGGAAAUUUCCAGGUUCUUCAUGUUCUUCUGUAGGUAUUCCAAAUGGCACUGGAUGGUUGAGGCAGCUUGCACUCAUUUGAGACUGUUCCUAUAAUAGGUUUUGUAUUCAACAUCAAACUCCAUUGUCUUCUUUUUUUUGUAGGGAGUGCUGAGAAUAAGUCUAUUCAUAUUCCUGGCAAAGUUGUAUGUUACCAAAGCAAUCCAUCUGCACAGUAAUAGCCUGUAGAACAUUUUAUUGUAGUUAUCAGAGAAUAUAGUUUGUAAUAUAGAUCAUGGGUUUUUAAAAAGAACAUGUUAACAUAAUAAUAAUUUGAGCAAAGUUGUCCUUGGACUCUGUUUGAUUAUGUAAAUUAAGGGCUCAGUUGUGUAACUGAGAUCUCAACUGGAGCUGAAGGCAGGUGUUGUACAGGACUGGAAGCCCCUGAUUGUAGACACUUUUUAUAUAGCUUUUAUUCCUCCAGACUCAGUCAGGAAUGAAGGUUAUCUCUAUGGACAUCCUCAAUGACAUUUGUACCCAGAUGGUUCCUUCCACUAGAAAAUCCCAUCGUAUUGGCCGUUUCAUGGGGUUACAGGUCUAGAUACUUUUCCAGCACUUUUGGUCUUUUCUUGCUGGCCCACCUGAACAAAACCAAGGGCCUUAAAGCAGAGCUUGAUUUUCAUUUUGUAAAGCUGUGCCAGAACCAAGCCUUACAAUUUUCGACCGCAGAAGCCAUCGGGUACUGGCUCAGAGCCAGGGUUCAGGACACAGCGUGUCACAGGCACCUUGAAAGAGAAGAGAAACCGGGGCCCGUUUCUUGUGUUGAUGAGUGCAGGAGUGUCUAUAAAUAGGCAUUUUUGAGCAGGAUGGUAGAGUUCACAGAAAAAACAAUUAAGUAGAAAGUGUUUUUGAAGGUUUUUUAUGUUGGCACAUAUUCAGGUGAAAUCCAAAAACAGAUUCAGUUUAAGUGUGUUAAACUGGUGCCGGAGCUUAAUAAAGAACACUACCUCCUUUUCUGCAGAUGACUUUUAGGCCCGUCUUGGAGUUGCUGCACAAACCCUGUGGCCACUCAGAGGAGCAGGUUGUGCAGGGCUCUUGUCUGAUCAUGAUUCUUCAGAUGACUCAUAUGUGUUUCCAUCUGUUUAGAAAGAAUCUUUGCAAACACUUUUAUGUUAUGAGCUUGACAGCAGGAGCAGCCUGCAGCUAUGUUGCAGCUGAUAUAAAGUCUCCAUGAAAAACUAUUUUCUGCAGAAAAUGACAACGAAAGAUUUACAGAACUUGGUACUUGAGGGCCAGCUUGACCCCAUACCAUUAGGAAGAAUUCACGUGUAAAGCCAUGUAAAAUAGGAGAUCUUCACCUCUGCUUCGAUGGAGACUUGGAAAGUAGUAGGAGUUUCUAAGAAGCUUAACUUAUAUAAGAGUUAGCUUGAGGCAGUUUCAGUGGGCUUAAGAAUUCCUCAUUUUGUACCAGCUUCAGGAGCAUUAGAACAUGAGGAGAGGUCUUAUUCUGCUUAUUGGGGAUAUAGAGUAUAGCAUCAUUAUCAACUCAGCUGAAGCUCAAUGUUCAUUUUGUUUUGAUCUUAGUGCAGGUAACCUAUUAUGACAUUCAGAUGUAUCUAUUGAUGAGCUGCCUUGUCUUGCAAAUUAAGAUGUCUCCUCUUUCUCUAGGGAGGUUAUGAAAUUAACUUUUCAAAAUGGUCGCAUUUGUAGGCUUGCUCUCCAUGAAUUACAUUUUUGUUCUGUUUCCAGUUACAAAAUCAGAGUUUCUGGGUGCGAAAUCUCAACUGUUGUUUUUUUUUUUUCUAAUUUGACUCCUAACAAAGUAUUAUAAGUACAAGUACAAAGAGCCCUUAACAUAGUAUUAUAAGAUUGUGGCCUAUGAUGCCCAAAUAAAAAUUUUGAUUCUUAAUGCAUUGACAUUAUUUUUAUUUGAAUUAAUAGUGUCUUCCCUCAAUCCUAGUUUUAGGAAACAAUUUCAGAAUGGUCUAAAAGUAAUAAAAACUACCUCAGGCAAUUAAAAAUACUGACACAUUUUCACAGGAAUACAGAAAUCAGUCAGAGAAAAUACUAAUUCUGUGUAUUACAUAGCAGAGUUUUGGAAAAACAAUUGCUAAAACAAUACAAUUUAAAGUGUUUUAAGAGAGAGAAAUUAAAACUCUGUUAUAUAUCUUGGCACAUCCUGUGCAUCAUGUUGGCUGGGACAAAGAAUACAUUCUACUCUUCACACGUCCUUGACUUACCAGAAAUUACUUUUCAAAAUACACAAUUAGUAAUUUGUCACCACACAGUGAUCUGAAUAAUUCCUAGCAGAUGAUAGUUGAUCCUUUCUUUCAAAAUUGUGAAAUGGAUGAACAAAGUCAAGCCAAUACGUUUCCUCUUAUCCAACAAUGAGACAAGGACCUGGGAACAGAAAGUUUUGAGCCCUGGAACAAGCUACGUGGUCAUGUUCUUAAAACUGAAGGGCUGGAUCCAUAAUUUACUAAAAGCGAAAUUGCCAAGUGGGCACUACAGGUGUUUGUAAGCUUUCCUGUUAGUAUUAUGGCAGCCCGGCAUGGCCUCCUUUGUCAUUGUUAAAGUGCUCACUGUAGGGACCGUCUUAAGGUAUUGCACUUUUGUAACAAUAAGAAAAUAAAUCUUGAUAAGUGUGA
Molecule: messenger RNA, 6881 nt
Organism: Lepisosteus oculatus (spotted gar)
Lineage: Eukaryota; Metazoa; Chordata; Actinopteri; Semionotiformes; Lepisosteidae
Gene: plekhf2
Product: pleckstrin homology domain containing, family F (with FYVE domain) member 2
Biological process (GO): endosome to lysosome transport; endosome organization
Cellular component (GO): early endosome
Molecular function (GO): metal ion binding; phosphatidylinositol binding
Source: RefSeq, a predicted model, not a curated record